AUGGGUGACGACUUUUUCGACAUAUUAAACCUACCGACAACGGCUGUCCGACGAAUGUUGCGGUUCCUAAGAUAUCCUGACUUGCGUAACGUUGCCAAGGCAAUUCCAUCGUUCUCCCCAUUAUGCGACGAUGAAUAUCGUAAAGUGGAUAGAGAACUUCUGUCUCGGCGUGACUUCAAAUGGACUCGGUUUGCCAGCAGUAAUGAUGAGGAAAGCAUGGCUCCUCGUGGAUUGCACAGUAUGGCGUUCCACGAAAAAGAAUGUGCAAUGUACGCAUUUGGUGGUGAAGCUCCGGAUUGGAGGCUCCAAGGCGAUACUUGUGGACCAGCAUCUUUCAACGACCUCUGGAAGCUUGAUAUGACGUCUUUAAAAUGGUCUCGAGUCGUUGUUAAAUCGUCUCCUUAUCCACUUCCGAAAUAUUUGUGUUCAAUGGUUGUCUAUAAGGAUGAAUUGUUGAUCUACGGUGGAUGCCGACCUUUACCUCGGUAUGGUAGUGCCAUGCAUCUGAACGAGAUGCACGUAUUUAAUACUAAGAAGAGAGCCUAUAGAAUCCUGGUCACGACCAAUGACGGUCCAAAUCUGGCUGGGCAUGCUUCUUGUAUGCAUGGUGAUCUUUUUAUUGUUCACGGUGGGGUCGUAUCUACCUGUGAAGUAAGCUAUCGUGUGUCCGUUCUGGAUAUGGUGGCCAAGCGGUGGUUCAAUGCUCCUUUGCCCGGUUUUCCAUCGGUUCUACAUUAUUUGGCUUCUUCGCCAAUACCAAGUUUCAUGGUAGGUUCUUCUUCACUUGUGGUUCUCAAGGAAGGCUGCCUUCUAGCGACGGGUGAAAAUAUGCGGGAUGAUUUGCCCCAGAACACCUCGAUACUGUUUGUUUUCGAUCCGAAAGAUCCUGAAGGAGUCGAGUGGAAGUACAAACUAAUACCUGGUAUCGGUCGUUGGUGGCCUCCUGUCGGGUUGUCACCUCCACCAUCGAAUAAAAACUUUGGCGGAAUAGCAGUUAUGCGUUGCGAUCGACUGAUUCGAUUGAUAUCAUUGGGAAUGCCACAAAAAGGAAGCAAGGAUUCUCGGUGCAAUAUAACCUAUGAUGGGGUGCAGAAGCGUAGCACAAACUUUAUCAAGCAUGUCCGCGGUAUUCUUGAAGCUGAGAUGUCCAGGCGAGAACAAGUUCGACGAUACUGCAGAGAAAACGAUGAAGGAGAAGCAGAGAGAAGUGCAAAAUUGUCUGAAGUGAUUGAGAAUGACGGUAUCAAAUGUACAUUAGGUCAGUGUUAUUUGUCGACUCUGGAGGCAGAAAACUGUAAAGGAGCAAGGUUCGCCACAAAACCACGCACGAUGGACUUAGUAACCAUUGCAGUUGCGAUAAAUCCGCAAGCGGAAUCUCAACGAGCUACACCUUUAGACGAAGUUGACGUUGCGGAGUUGAAACUUCGACUCAGAACAAUGAUUGCGCAACUUCAUAUGAAGUAUUAUUCAACGCGACCUGAUGUUCUCCUAAGCCCGAACUUGCCAUCAAGAAAUAGUAGUUUCCGAAGAAUGGUUGCAUUUACUGCCGAUAUUCCUAUAGGAGAGGACUUCGAUCCAGUACGCGACUUGAAUCGAAUAGAGUGGAUACCGCAAACAGUACAGUAUGGAGGGCCACCGGAGACCAGAAAAUAUUGUAUUGUGGCAGCACGCGGCGAAGCAGUCGUCCAUGGAGGAAGCGUCCACUUUGGUGAUGGAAUGGGUAUGAUGGGAUACACGUAUUUGAUGUCGCCUGUAGCAACACAACCAACUAUGGCCACUCCCAUCACAAAUACAAACACUUGUAACAGGUUCGACUUCAAUGUACUGGUAAUCCAGUAA
This is a messenger RNA of Necator americanus (New World hookworm), 1839 nucleotides long. RefSeq lists its product as uncharacterized. Lineage: Eukaryota; Metazoa; Nematoda; Chromadorea; Rhabditida; Ancylostomatidae. The record is from RefSeq and is a predicted model, not a curated record. Bases 1 to 1839 code for a protein of 612 amino acids. Gene Ontology annotation, cellular component: SCF ubiquitin ligase complex. Gene Ontology annotation, molecular function: protein binding; ubiquitin-like ligase-substrate adaptor activity. The transcript has 16 exons.